Molecule: messenger RNA, 4052 nt
Organism: Strongylocentrotus purpuratus (purple sea urchin)
Lineage: Eukaryota; Metazoa; Echinodermata; Echinoidea; Camarodonta; Strongylocentrotidae
Exons: 7
Coding region: 316-1242 (308 amino acids)
Source: RefSeq, a predicted model, not a curated record
AGAUAUAUCUGGAAUCAUAUUAAAAAAUGAUAUUAUACAAAUUAAUUUACCGCUGGUUGAGCGCCCGCUACAAUGAUCAUACAUCCAAUGUUUAUUCGCUAUUACCCAUAAAUUCCAUUUCAUCAAAUAUUUGCUUGAAUACGUCAGUAUAAGCACUGACACCAUCCACAACCGGAAUCCAUUUUCUAUUGUAAAUACCGCUCGCAGUAUUUUUAUAAUAUCUGCUGUAGUGUGUGCGAUUUAUAUACAGCAUCAUAAAAGGACUUGGUUUAAGGCAGACAUUUUUAACACGCACCCAAACAAGUUACCUCUGACAUGCAGGCCACGUCUUAUCCCACCCAGCCCGGAGUCCCGGGCCAGACUGUCUACGUCCACCAGCCCGCUCCAGUCAACUAUGCCACCAGGGUGCAGAACCCUAACUCGUCGAGCGGUGUGUCGCAGAACUUUAACGGGGCUGCCGGAAGAGCGACUGGUUGGAUUCAGCUAUUCCUCGGCAUUGGGAGCAUCGUCGUCGCCAUUGCCGAGUUGGUCCUCCACACCUCAGUAGGCUAUGUCGCCAUGGGAAUUUGGGCCAGUGUUCUGUUCUACAUUCCUACCGGAAUCUUAGGAAUAUGUUCGAUGCAGAAGAACACUUGUGUGAUCAUCGGCUAUCUUACGAUGUGUAUCAUCACGGCAAAUGUUGCUUUUGCUCAGAUGGUUGCUGGUGGCAUUGGGGCAGGAAUCAUCAGUAACUAUUUAUAUCUCUACUAUGGCUACAAUGAACCAGGGUUACGGGAGGCAAGUAUCGCAUCUGACUCUCUGUUGGCCAUCCUUGGACUGAUUGAGAUGAUUGUAGCCAUUGUGGCUUCAGCCUACUGCUGUGGUGGCAUGGCCUGUGGCAACUCGUCUUCACUAACCACCACCACUGUGUAUACCCAACAGAACACUCCGAUGGUUGUGACGACCGGCCAGUACACUCAGCCAGCGGGAAUCGCUCAACCCCCUCCCGCGUACAACGUUCAGCAUGCGUAUCCCCCUGCUGGCCAGCCUGUUGCUCCAGCUCCCUACAACCAAGCUCCUGGUGCCCCGUACAACCAGGCUCCUGCUGCCCCCAACAACCAGGCUCCUGCUGCGCCGUACAACCAGGCUCCUACUGCCCCGUACAACCAAGCUCCUGCUGCCCCGCAUUACCAAGCUCUGGGUGCCCCGUACAACCAACAAGCAGCUGCUGCACCGACCAAACCUGGCGAGGUGGUGGCUUAAAUGUGUUAAGAAAAUGGGUCGUAUUUAUAAAACUAGCAAUUACCCCGACAUGCACAUACUUACAUCGGGAAUAACAAGCAAUAUGCAAAUGCUUGAUCAAUAAGAAGCAUGCCUUUUUCGAGACACACGGUCAUUCAGAGAAAAGUAGUUUAUCCCUGCAAACUUUUAAAUAUUCUGAAGAGAGUGGUUUGGAUUCUAAACCGCGAUACAGUAUACAUAAUUUUACAUCAUUUCGUAUUGAAUUCAUGCAAUUGGUAUUUAAAAGAAAGCAAAUGUAACGGCUGAACAGAUGUAUUUUGAUAGAUAUGUUGCAUAAAGUCAAGGAAAAACAGUCAUGCUAUCAUGACAGGCUUAUUACAAUUCAAGCCACGUCAAGCCAUUGCUUGAUGAUGAAAACAGUUAUUCAAGCAAUGAUUACUAAUUAUUUUUCUAGUAAGAAGAACGUCAUUCCAGCUAUUUGCCAGCAACUGCUAUGCUUUUUCUAGUUUCAUGAAUACGACCCAUUUCACCUACUUGGUUGACCCGUCCCCUUUAAAAUAGGGGGCGCGGCUUACAUGAAAUAACAUAACAAACUCUAUUAUAUCGACUAGGAUGAAAGUAAAAUUAUUGUCUUCUAUUCAUUACGCGGGGCUGAAAUUCGCCCCCCCCCCUCCCCCCCCCCCAAAAAAAAAAAAAUAAUAAUAAUAAUAAUUCAAUCUCACGUUUUAAAUAAAGAACCCUUUUCUUACUUUGAUUAUGGGGCUAAACAUCAAGUUACUUCUCUUGAUGACUGCAUAGAAAGAUCUAUUAAAAGAACAACAAUAUCAACAACAACAAACAACUUUAAUAGCAAACAAACAGCAACGACCAUCUCAACUUUAAUGUCAGUUACAAACGGUCCUCAAUCCAGUUAGAACAGGUUUAAUAUUAUGGAAACAUCGCUGAAUAUUACAGCACGAAAAAUAUUUAACCAAGCAAGUUGUAGAUGAAAAUGCCUAUUGCAUUUGAAGAAAAAAAUGGGAUCAUUUUCCCAAUCGUUUUAUAAACCAUCUAAAUGUUAAUUGGGGAGACCAAAUAAGAACAUAUGAAAUUGUUAUUACAAAAAUGUAUGAAUGCUUUAUUCAACUUUAAUAUGGAUUAAAAUCUGUGUUCAUGUUGAUUCUGUAUCACUUUAACCUUGAAAAUAAGCAGCCUUUAUUUAGUUGCCUGAACUGUAGUGGAAUAUAUUCAUUUAUCAAAGUAUUUUAUUUUACCUGAUGAUAUAUUGAUGUUGUGCCUUUUGAUCUUUUGACUGUCAUUUAGGAAGUAAUCAAUUCGUUAAUUAAUUCAGUUGACGACGAUAGAUAAGAAGAAAAAAAAUAUUUGAAGUGAAACUAAUUGCUGAUAUUUGUGUGAAAUUGAUCUUUGCUGAAACUACGCUGUAAAUUUGAGGCUUUGUACAUUUAGCUGAAUUCUCACAUUUUAAAAGGGACGUAUUGUAGAAGAUAUCUUUAAUAUUUGUUUUUCUAUGUUUUUUGUAGAUAAAAUCUUUGAGCAGCUGUAAAUUUAUAGCUUUAGUACUUUAAAUCUUUAUUUUAUAGAAUAUAUUAAAGUUACAGAAAAGUGAUAUUUUUAUUCCUUAGAUUUUACGUUAUCAAUUUUGAAUGUAUAAUAAUAAUAAUAUUGGAUUCCUUUCGUAGCAUAUCAUAAACAUUGCAUUCAGCUAGCAUGAAUAUUGCACUCUUUUUCGACUCGUGCAAUAUUCGGGAGCUAAAUACAACUUAUCUGAUAUACCUCUCAAGGGCUGCCAAUAAGUAUAUGAUUCGAGAAAUUCAGAAUAACUCACGUGAUAUUACAUUUCACCAAGGUUGAAAGCACAAUUUUACUUCGAAAGUGUGCCUAACACAUGUUUUACUUUAUAUGUACGGUAGUUUGAGAAUCUACCAACCUAGAAAUUUAGUAUGCAAGCUUUUAUCCACUCUUGUGGACUUUCCCAAGCCAUGUGUUUAUUCUCUCAGUGUCUUGCUCUCUGCUGCCUCAAGAUAACUGAAGCGAAGAUAGGUGACAGGGAACAACCAGAGUCCUUAUUCAGAGAAGGAUAUACCCUUUUUAAAAUGAUAGAUAUUUUUAAAUUUGUAAAGAUUUGUCAAUUAGAAUAGUGUAACUAUGAAUUAAGCACAAUAUUCUAAAUAUAGGAUUUCACGUCCAUUUUAACAGUUUUUUCCUUUCAAAUUUAUCUUUGUGCACUUUAGAUUCGUGUUAGGAAUCGUGCAAAUGUCAAAGUUAAUUUAGUCAUUUGUCAUUCAGGUAAGUCAAUGGUUGAUCUAUGUCAACAUUUGUCCAUGCAUUUUUGGCCGUUUUCAUUCGAAUUCGUCUCACCUGACGGUUCGCUGCAUAAUGUGAUAAUAAAAUUAGUUUUUGUGUUCUCAAUUUCAAGAGAGCUUCAUUUAAAUUCGUCGCAUGGACAAGACCUUAUAAUGAAUGAAUGACCCUUUAACGUAAUCGAUUGAAAAUGAUGAAAUUGAUGCAGGCAACUGUACGUUGGCAGCCGAGGAUGAGGAAGUGUAUGUGACUUUCACGAAAUUGGAUGCAAAUUGAUAAAAUCGACUGGACAAACUUGGAAAACAAAUGACCGAAGAGGAAAUUGACUAUAACAUGUGCAAGAUAAAUAAAUUUCUGGACGAAAAUUGGUUGAAAAAAAUAAGAAUUUAAGUUUUUUUAAAAGUGUAAAAAUGUACAAGACAACCUCUAUUUUAAAUAUUGACACAUGAGACAUGCUGAAAGAAGGCGAAUGGAAGCUUUCAAUAUGACUGUAUGUUAAAGAUGCAUGAUACCCCACCCCCCCCCCCCCC